This is a messenger RNA of Temnothorax curvispinosus, 557 nucleotides long. RefSeq names its product lysozyme-like. Gene Ontology annotation, molecular function: lysozyme activity. The record is from RefSeq and is a predicted model, not a curated record. Lineage: Eukaryota; Metazoa; Arthropoda; Insecta; Hymenoptera; Formicidae. Bases 99 to 557 code for a protein of 152 amino acids. The transcript has 4 exons.
AAGAGGUCGAAAGAGCGGAUUACUUAUAGCAUCAGUCGACCAACACAGUGCGUUAAUAAACAUUGCUCCUUGUGAAUCAGCAGCAACACAUUUUUAAAAUGUUUGCUAAAAUUUUGUGGGUCUUUGUGACAGUGAUCGUGCUAUUUGGCGUUUACACUUACGCUCAACUCAUGUCGCUGGUUUGCUUAAACUGUUUAUGCGAAAUUACCACAGGAUGUAAUACUACUAUUGGUUGCGAUGACACGUCGUGUGGACCCUUUUCGAUAACAAAAUCUUUUUGGGUUGACGCUGGCAAACCACCUCCAAACGGAAAAUCGAGCAAUGACGACGAUGCCAAUGUAGCUUAUCGCGAAUGUGCCAAAAAUAUAUACUGCGCUGGUUAUACAGUACAAGCGUACAUGGCUAAACACAGUCGGGACUGUAACGGAGAUGGAGUGAUCGACUGUGAUGAUUACGUACGUCUUCAUCGACUUGGCGCAUACGGUUGCACCGGCUUACUAAGCAAUGUUUACGAAAAUAGAUAUAUGUUGUGCUUACAAACCUUCCAACAUAAAUAA